AUGUGCUAUAACGGACCAAGGAUGACAAAGAAAAUAGGAUACCGAGACUGGAGAUGGCAGGCUCUUUGGUGGCAUCAUUUCUUUCUCUUGUGGACUACAAUAGACGGACAGAUUCGUUACAGCAUCCCGGAGGAACUAAAACAGGGCUCUGUGGUAGGAAAUCUAGCCAAAGAUCUGGGUUUAGGAUUAUCUGACAUUUUUGAUCGUAAACUGCGAGUCGCCUCUGAGGCUGGUGAGCAGUAUUUCAGUGUGGAUGCGGGGAAGGGCGAGCUGGUGGUGAAUGACAGAAUAGACAGAGAGGCUUUAUGUGGACAAAGCGCCAGCUGUGUUCUACCUCUCCAAGUAGUUGCUGAAAAUCCUUUGCAGUCUCAUCGAAUUGAAAUAGAAAUAAGAGACAUAAAUGACAAUUCACCACAUUUUCUUACACAGGAGAUAAACCUUAAAAUACCAGAAUCAGUUGCGCUUGGCAAACGCUUUCCUUUGGAGAGCGCAGAGGACCCAGAUGUUGGAAGCAAUUCUUUGAAAACCUACUCUCUAAGCAAAAACGAUUAUUUUUCUCUCAAAUUUAAAGACACAAAAAACGGAAAAGCCGUCCCAGAAUUAGUGUUAGAAAAGCCAUUAGACCGAGAAAAGAAUGCUCUUCAUCAGCUGCUGUUAACAGCAUUAGAUGGAGGAAACCCAGUCACCUCGGGAACGUGUAAGAUCACUAUCACUGUACUUGAUAUAAACGACAAUUUUCCAGUGUUCGAUGAAAAUGAAUACAAAGUCUCUUUAAAGGAGAACAGCACCAAAGGAACAUUUGUUAUUAAACUUACAGCUGCAGAUGCUGACGAUGGUCUUAAUGGUGAAGUUAAAUAUGCUUUUGGGUCCCGCACUCCAGACUUUGUGUUAUCAACAUUUGAAAUCAACGACAUGACAGGUGAAAUUGUAUUAAAAGGAAUAUUAGAUUAUGAAAGCUAUAGAUCAUAUCUUAUCGAUAUAACUGCUAAAGAUAAAGGCGUCCCCGAAAUGGAGGGUCACUGUCGUGUACAGCUGGACGUAGAGGACAUAAACGAUAACGCUCCAGAAAUUGUGCUCACUUCAAAACCCAGUCCAGUACGCGAGGACGCGCCAAGUGACACAGUUGUGGCUUUAAUCAGUGCACGAGACCUCGAUUCCGCUAAUAACGGUAAAGUGAAACUACAGCUGCCCAAACAUUCUCCUUUCACUCUUAAACCAUCAUUUUCUAAUAAUUAUGAACUGGUUACCAGUGGUCCUUUAGACAGAGAGAGUUUCGCAGAGUAUAAUGUCGAGAUAACUGCCACUGAUUCAGGCUCUCCUCCUCUGUCCAGUAAAAAAACUAUACCAGUCAGCAUCACUGAUGUGAAUGACAACCCUCCUGUAUUCACUCAGCCCUCCUACAAUGUAUAUUUAAAAGAGAAUGGGGUACCAGGAUCUAUACUGUGCUCAGUAUCAGCCUCUGACCUGGAUUUUGGUGAAAAUGCUAAAAUCUCUUACUCUAUACUGGACUCUAAAGUGCAGGACGUUUCUGCCUCGUCGUAUGUUUACAUUAACUCAGAUAACGGCAGCAUCUACAGCAUGCACUCGUUUGACUAUGAGAAACUGAAGGUGUUUCAGAUUCAGGUUCAGGCAAAGGAUCAGGGCUCUCCGUCUCUCAGCAGCAACGCCACUGUCCAUGUUUUUAUCCUGGACCAGAACGACAACGCCCCCGUUGUUAUUUACCCCUCCUCCGCUGCCCUGGGCUCCCUCUCUCAUCAGAGGAUGCCCCGCUCCGCUAAAGCGGGUCACCUGGUUACUAAGGUGACGGCCGUGGACGCUGACUCGGGCCAUAACGCCUGGAUCUCCUACAAACUGGCGGAGGCCACAGACGCCUCUCUGUUCACUGUCAAUCUGUACACAGGGGAGGUGAGGACUAAACGCGCUGUGUCCGAGCAGGACGACACCUCUCAGAGGCUGCUUAUAGAGAUCAGGGACGACGGGGAACCGGUCCAGUCCUCCACUGCCACGGUGUCCAUCAUGCUGGAGGACGGUCUCCAUGAGCCCAUCUUAGACCUCCGACAGAAAGCGGCCGAGCCCAGCAAGAAAACUGGGAGAAUCACCCUUUAUUUGAUUCUGUCUCUGGCCUCGGUGUCCGUGCUGUCUCUGUUGACUUUUCUCAUCUUAGCGGUUAAAUGCGUCAGGAGCAGCAGAAGCAGCGGUAGCUGCUGCAUGAGACGGACCGACUGUGAUGAUUACAAGAACCCCAAUAGAAACCUGCAGAUUCAGCUCAACACUGAUGGACCUAUAAAGUACGUGGAGGUCCUGGGAGGAGACAUGUUGUCUCAGAGUCAGUCCUUCAGGUCCUGCAUGUCUCCAAUGUCAGAGUACAGUGAUUUCACUCUGAUUAAGCCCAGCAGCACCACUGACUUUAAGGAGGUGAUCAGUGUCCUGGAUGCGUCUUUACCUGACAGCACCUGGACCUUUGAGAGCCAGCAGGUGAGCAGACAGUAA
Molecule: messenger RNA, 2490 nt
Organism: Seriola dumerili (greater amberjack)
Lineage: Eukaryota; Metazoa; Chordata; Actinopteri; Carangiformes; Carangidae
Product: protocadherin gamma-C5-like
Exons: 1
Coding region: 1-2490 (829 amino acids)
Biological process (GO): homophilic cell-cell adhesion
Cellular component (GO): plasma membrane
Molecular function (GO): calcium ion binding
Source: RefSeq, a predicted model, not a curated record